Pelobates fuscus (common spadefoot toad) is the source of this 3332-nucleotide messenger RNA. It is a transcript of the gene KIFC3, whose product is annotated as kinesin family member C3. The record is from RefSeq and is a predicted model, not a curated record. Gene Ontology annotation, cellular component: microtubule cytoskeleton. Gene Ontology annotation, biological process: microtubule-based movement. Gene Ontology annotation, molecular function: microtubule motor activity; ATP binding; microtubule binding. Bases 442 to 3180 code for a protein of 912 amino acids. NCBI's taxonomy places the organism in Eukaryota, Metazoa, Chordata, Amphibia, Anura, Pelobatidae. The transcript is spliced from 19 exons.
CAGCGUUAUCCUGGGAUUGGCAGAAAAUGCCAGGCACAGCGUUAUCCUGGGACUGACAGAGAAUGCCAGGCACAGCGUUAUCCUGGGACUUACAGAGGCAUACUGGUAUCAUGGUGAGGCCAGGCCGUUUGGUACACCUUGCAUGGGUCACUGCUCCUGUAUGGAUGGAUUGGGAACAUAACCGCUGUAUGGACCUUGAUAUGUGGACACCCUGCUCCUGACAAUCUGUCUCUCUAAGGAUUAUUGCCCGGUAGAGGAGGGGGCAGGAGCCCAUUCUCUCAGGAUUAAGCCUUCCUCCUAGAUUAAUGGUUGGAUGUGUGACAGCUCUCUAUAGGAAUUGUUAAUGUGUCUCCUCUGGACUUUCCCAGAUACCAACAAUACCAAACGUUCUGUCCCCGGCACCGACGAAGGACUGGCAUUUCUUCUGGUUAUUAAGCUACAAUGUACGUUCUAUGUUCUCUGCUGACUCUGUCUCUCCUGCACCUGCUGAGAGAGCAGAGAAAGGACAACCAGGGCGGACAAGCUGGGCUCGGGGAAAUGGAGAGGAGAAAAAAGAAAGCACCUAUCGGUCCCUGGAUAAAUCAACCGCACGUGAUGCAAUCUAUAAUGCAGAGGAUCGGGUGCGCUCGUUGUGCCGGCUCAUUGUACUGCCAGCAGUGGAUGGUGAGGGGAGGUCCCUGCACACACGUUGGUUAUUGGUGCUGCACUAUUGGCGUGAUCAGUGCUUCUGAUGCCCCACAGACUAUGGUGGGAUCCCUGAGCCACGUACAGUAUGAGAUGCAGGAUAGUCCACACCGAGACCUAGUGCAGGAGAGCGUGCCUCAGGACAAGAUGGCAAGACGUGGCCAGAUGCUGAGACUGAAAGCCAAACCCCCGGAGGUUAAAGUUCUGCAGGCGACGAGGCAGACAGAGGUCCUACAUGAACGGCAGGAAAUCACAGAGUUUGGCACUAACCUGCAACUACUGCAACCACAUCAUCAGGAUGAGAAUCUCAGAGAGAAACGUCAGGAGAGGCCGGACAGCACGCUGGACACCUGCACCGAGCUGCAUAGAAAGCUGCAGGAGAUGCAGGAAAAGCUGGCACUGAAAGAGCGAGAGCAUGAGGAGAUGUGCAGAAAGAUGCAGCAGAUGCAGAAAGAAGCCGAGGAAAUGAGCAAUCUUCAGAUUCAGCUGGGAGGGACUGACUUAGAGAAACACCGAGACCUCCUGGUGUCUGAGAAUAACCACCUGAGACAAGAGCUGCAGCUUAUCAGAAGACGAAUGGACCUUGGGAAUGACAAGGAGAUCCAAAUCCUGAAGGACUGUGUGAGCCACAUGGAGCAGGUUAAGGGGGAGCAGAAGUUGCUUAUCUCCGCACUGCAGAGGGAGGUACAGCAGAAAGCGGAACGCCUUGCAGAAGCGGAGCUGCGGGUCAGGGACUCUGUGCGGGAACGAGUAGAAGAAGAAGAGCGACUGAACCGUCGACUGAGAGAAUGUCAGCAGCCGCAGAUCAAGUAUAUAAUGCAGAAGGUGGACGUUGAGUCGGGGAAGAUGAAGAUGGCCCUCAGCCAAGCACAGAGCCGCAGCCUAUAUUUGCAGGAACAAGUAGACAUGCAACGGCGCAUGCUGGACGAUAUGCAACAGAAACUACAGCAGGAACAGCAGGAAUCAGCCAAGCUGCGGGCGCAGGUGGAUCUCUAUGCCUUAGAACUUGACCAGUCCCAGGCGCAGAUGGUGCAAGAGUUUCAGACUCUCCAGGAGGAGAAGGAACAAGCGGUGUCCGAGGCCUUUCAGAGAGCACAGGUGGAGAUGAGAGCCGUGCACCUCAGCCUGGAUGGAGUGAGGAAGAACCUGCUCACGUUACAGCCUGCUCUCCGCACCCUGACACAGGAUUACAAUGCUUUAAAGAGACAGGUGCGAGACUUCCCCAUCUUGCUCCAUGAGGCCAUGACAGAGGCUCGGGAGGAGUUCUUUGCAGCCAUUCAAUGCGUUCGAAACACGAACAGUGAGCUUCUACGUAAAUACCGGAGCGAGCUGCAUCUGCGCAAGGAAUGCCAUAACCAGCUUGUCCGACUGCGAGGCAAUAUUCGGGUGCUUGCGCGAGUUCGACCAGUCACGGUAGAGGAUGGAGAGGGGCCCGCUGCGCAGAAUAUUGUAACAUACGACCAAGAUGAUGAUGGCAUUUUGCAUGUCAGUCACAAGGGGAAGAGUCUUUUAUUUGAACUUGACAAAGUCUUUACUCCGUGUACAACUCAAGAAGAGGUGUUUGAGGAGGUCUCGCCUCUCAUCACGUCAUGCUUGGAUGGUUAUAGUGUUUGUAUUCUCGCUUAUGGACAGACUGGCUCUGGAAAAACAUACAGUAUGGAGGGGACACCGUCCGAUCCUGGUAUUAACCAACGAGCCCUGCGCCUUCUCCUUUCCGAGGUGGGAGAGAGGUCCAAUUCCUGGGAGCACCAGCUCAGUGUCAGCAUGGUGGAGAUCUACAACGAAUCCUUGAGGGACCUGCUGGGCUCUGCCGGUAACACGCCAUUAGAUAUAAAGAUGGCCCCGGGGGGAGCAGGUGAAUUGUAUGUUCCUGGGCUGAUGCAGCGAAGUGUUCAGUGCAUGCAAGAUAUAAACAAGAUUUUGGAACUCGGCCACAAACAGCGAGCAACUGAACAAACCAAUGUGAACAGCCACAGCUCUCGAUCCCACGCGCUGCUUAUACUGACCGCCAAGGGAAGGGAAACCACUACCGGAAUCUGCACCACAGGUAAGCUGUAUUUGGUGGACCUGGCUGGAUCGGAGAGGGUCUCACGCUCUGGAGCUGCAGGGGAGCGACUGCGGGAAGCUCAGUGUAUCAACCGCUCUCUGUCUGCGCUGGGUGAUGUCUUCUCAGCCCUUCGUUCAGAUCAGGCAUAUGUUCCUUACCGCAACUCCAAGCUGACCUACCUGCUACAGGAGCCGCUAAGCCGAGAUGGAAAGGCAUUGCUAUUAUUACAGGUAUCUCCCACUGAAAAGAACGCCAGCGAAUCCCUGUGUUCGCUGAGGUUUGGAGACCGUGUGCGGGCCGUGGAGCUGGGGGCACCAGCCCGUAGAAUCGAGCCGCCACAACUUAGAGAACAGACAGAGACUGAGAGCGUAACAGGUCGUGGCGCAAGAAACACCUCCUUGCGGAAACGACCCAUAAAUUCAGGGCGCCUUCGGAUCGGGCUGCAGUAACAGUGUUAUUAUGGAUCCCCGAAACUUCAUCCCUCAUAGGGAGACGAGCAAUAAAUGGACAUCUUGCUGCCUGUGUAAUAAAUGAUGUAUAUAAUCUAUAAAUAAUAAUAUACAGAGAUUUUAUAUUAAACCUGAGUAAAGGAUUGACCAGA